This is a messenger RNA of Strongylocentrotus purpuratus (purple sea urchin), 2885 nucleotides long. RefSeq names its product TGF-beta-activated kinase 1 and MAP3K7-binding protein 1 (gene tab1). The transcript is spliced from 6 exons. Gene Ontology annotation, molecular function: protein serine/threonine phosphatase activity. Bases 162 to 1847 code for a protein of 561 amino acids. Gene Ontology annotation, biological process: protein dephosphorylation. The record is from RefSeq and is a predicted model, not a curated record. Lineage: Eukaryota; Metazoa; Echinodermata; Echinoidea; Camarodonta; Strongylocentrotidae.
CCUAAACACAUUCGCGCAGUUACGUGUGAUUAUUUGUGUUUGCUAAUUUUGCCCGUGUUUUGGAGGAAUUUUCACCAUAUUUCGCCAAAUUGUGACUCUUAGAUUUGAGGCCUACAUCGACUCUAAAUCAAAGUCUGUCGUCUUUAUAAUGCCAUGAAAACAUGACAUCUAGACCGCCACGACGAUCCACUCCUUCGAUUGUUAGUCAACACUCACAGGGUUCUCUGCAGAGCUGGACCGAUGACUUACCUGUCUGCCGUCACUCAGGGAUCGGAUACUCUAACAAUCAGGUCUAUAGACAAGAUGGAGCCAGAAGCGAAGAUCAUGAAUAUGAAGACAAGUUCUUUCAUUUCAGGACGGAACAAGAUGACUACUUGUAUGCCAUAUUUGAUGGAUAUGAUGGUACAUACGCCCCAGGGUUUGCCCAUCAAGGCUUGCCUGCAGAACUGCUCCUGGGUCAGCUGAGUUCAGUACAUGAUGAUGCUGAAGUGAAACGCAUCCUGCUGAGGGCCUUCGUGACGGUGGAGCGGGGUUUAUUCGAGUCUCUGGAUCACGUCGUCGCUGAGAGAGCUAAUCUUAAACUCUCCCUCCCUGAUGAUGUGAGUGACUAUGAGCUCUUCCAGAAGUACCCAGAACAGAUGGAGAAAUUCCAUUCAAUGACGGCAGAUAUCAGCGGGGGAACGUCAGCCAUUGUAGCUCUGAUUCAUGUUAAUAAGCUCUUUGUAGCGAAUGUAGGUGAUUCCAGAGCACUUCUCUGCACCCUGGAACCAGACAACACCACUAAGGUAAGACAGCUGAGUGUGGACCACACCACCAACAAUCAAGAUGAGCUUCUGAGACUGAGUCAGCUAGGUCUAGACACCAAUACCGUACAGUCUAACAAGCUGCUUGGAGAUAAGAUGGCUACCAGGACGAUCGGUAACCACACGGUCAAGGGAGGAUACAAGGAGAACACACUGCUAUGCAAAGCUUCAAGUGAACCCAUCCUAGCUGAACCUGACAUAAUAGGUGGCUUGGAUGUGACCAACAUGACUGGAUUCCUGAUGAUGUACUCCAAUGGUCUCAGUCAGUCACUCAUUGAAGCUACGGGCACCUCUCAAGCCAACCUGGACCUAGCUUACAUGGCCAUGGCUGAGUUUGAGGUCCAGGCGACCUUAAGCGGUGUUGCGCAAGCUGUUGUUGACAAAGUAGUCCGAAGGCAUCACGACACUUACCUGUCGGAAGGGGGCCGCAUGGCCAUCUGUCAGAAACGAGACGACAUCACUCUCAUCGUCCGCAACUUCAAUUUCCCGUUGGGGAAUCGCAUGUCCAGCCCUGCACCAGCAGCCCCGUACACUUCUGUAUCAGCACCGUUUUCUCCCCAAGUACCGCAGGGUUCGCCGCAACCUCCAAGACUCAUGAUCACAACACCCAACAGAACCCGCACAGACUCUCAAAACUCAUUGAUGACACCGCUGUACAUCCAGGUUGACAACAAUGUUGUAUCCCCCAUCGACCAGCAACGCUCUCCUUUUGGACGGAUAAUUGGUGAUCUGACCCCUCAGCCGGGGAUUCCCCCGCCUAAUUUCGAUGAAUUACAGCACACACCCCGCCCUACCUACGCUGAAGAAGAGGAUGAGGUUCAGGCGGAGAACACGGAGGAAGAUACAGAGAACACUCGGACAUCAAGCUGUACAGAUUCUACUAAUCCUAGUACAGAGGAAUCUCAGAGGGUCUUUGAUUUCAAUGGGCGUGAAGCCAAGGCAAAGGUAGAUGAGAAUGGCAUGAUUGAUCCGUAUGUUGAUUUCACAGACUUCUUUCAAGCAUAUAAAAAUAUGUGCCCUGAUCCCUCCAUGUCUUCCUCCUGAGUGAAUUCUAGGAUAUAGAACUAUAUUGCACUGGAUAAUAUCCGUUUAUCACCGACAGGAAUUGGGUGGUUCCUAUACAGAAUACAAAUAUACAAAAUAUAUUAAUGGCUUGGAUAUAUGCACUAAAGAGAUUUAUGGAUAUAUGUACAUGUACAUCCCAUGGAGUGGGGAUCUUGAUUCUUGUGCACUGUCUGGAAAUAUCAUCACUGCAUUCAAUGCAAUACCACCUCGAAACCUGUUGUCUGAGGCAUUUCUAGGCAUGUCAGACGUAAUGGCAGCUAAUAUAUUCAUGGAAGGUUAUUUUUUAAAUAUAUUACAGAUCAAAUGUAAAUCUGAUAUUGGAAGGUAUCCUUCUGGGUCCAUCAAUUUUUGUAAAAAAAAAAAAUCAUGGAUUCAAUUUUACAAAUUUUUACCCUGUUGCUUGUUGCUUGCAAAAUGUUGGUUACAACAAAUAUAGAUACAUGUAAAAUAUGUCUGCAAAUAUAAACAACUCACAUGUACUAUGGAGUAGACUUACAUUAGUAAUGUAGGCUUUCCUGUUUGGAGCCAGUUGGGCGUUAACUCAUGUCAUUUUACAGUUAAUUCCCUUCUCGCUCCAGACAAAUGAUAUGUAUUCUGCUUAAUUUGAUUAUGCAAAUUGAUUGUGAUAAUUUGUAAAUAUAGAUCUGCAUUUGGUGUUAAUGAGAAUACUUUAAUAACAUUGGUGCGUUUAUAGCUGCUAUGUCCUGCGUAAAUGCAAUAAGUUUAAUAAGAAUUUAAUCUACAUGCAUGCAUUCGGUCAUUGUCUACAAUCAUGACUAUUUUUUGUCAACUGUUGACUUAGACCAGCUUAUUCUACCUGAUGCACUCAAUGUUGGUAAUGUUUUUUCGUCCAUCUAAUAAUUCACAAUCCAUACUGCACCAGUUCUCUGCUUCUCUAGACUUUGACAACAAUUUCUCAUAUCAAGUACAUUGUACAUAUUGAUAAAAUAAAACUUGAACUUGAACUUGAACUUAUUAAAGUCAACUUUAUAGAGGUCCAGGUUGUUGAAGUCGGAC